Molecule: messenger RNA, 1113 nt
Organism: Scatophagus argus
Lineage: Eukaryota; Metazoa; Chordata; Actinopteri; Scatophagidae
Gene: il10
Product: interleukin 10
Exons: 5
Coding region: 207-755 (182 amino acids)
Biological process (GO): immune response
Cellular component (GO): extracellular region
Molecular function (GO): cytokine activity
Source: RefSeq, a predicted model, not a curated record
UUUUUUCUAUAAAUUAAGAGAAGAGAUGAGCCCAAAUAUGUGCACUUUUCUCUACUGGCCUAUUCAGCAAGGUCCUACCAGCAAGAGUCGUGGUGUCAGAAACCAGAGAGUCUCCACGUCCAUUCAGCCAGCAGCAUCUUCACUCCUGAGGACCCACUCUUCUCCAGAAGACUCCAGAAGACUUCAGCAGCCUGUCCAGCAGCAGCAUGACUCCUCGGUCUCUCCUCCUGACGGUCCUGGUCCUCUCCUCCUUCUUCAAUACUACCUGGAGCACACCUAUGUGCAACAACAGGUGCUGUCGUUUCGUGGAGGACUUCCCUGUCAGGCUAAAGAAGCUCAGAGAAAACUAUUUACACAUCCGAGACUUCUAUGAGGCAAACGAUGAUCUGGACAUGGCACUUCUAGACAAGAGCGUCGAGGAAUCUUUUAAAACACCCUUUGCCUGCCACACCAUCAACAGCAUACUGGAGUUUUAUCUGGGCACGAUUCUGCCGACAGCCAUGGCAGAAGUGACAAACGACAUCAGGGACUUAAAGCCUCACAUGGAGUCCAUACAGCAGAUCUUCGACCAGCUCAACACUGAUGUCACCAAUUGUAGACAUUACUUCUCCUGUGAGAAACAGUUUGACAUACAAACCGUGAACUCUACUUACACUCAGAUGGAGAAUAAAGGUCUAUAUAAGGCCAUGGGUGAGCUGGAUCUGCUGUUUAACUACAUUGAGACAUAUCUGGCCUCUAAACGGCAAAGAAACUAGGUGGGCUCCGUUUGAAGGCAUGCAGAACUGAACCAAAUGUGACUUUGUUCUCAGGGAAAAAGAAAAGAGUCAGUAAGCCUUGCACUCUUCAGUAUUCGUUCCAUUGUUUUCAGUGGUAUGGCUGUUGCCAGAUGUUGAUAUUGUUUUAAGGGCUUUCUCAACUGAUGUCUUUGUUCUUCUGAGACUUCUGUUUACUUUUUUUGUCCCGAGGACAAGUUUACAGACCAUAUUGCGUCCAACACGUGUAAAGUAAUGAGCCAAAUUGUCACUUGUGAAGCUGUGAUAUUUAUUUUCUACCAUAUAAUAUGUAUUUAUUAUCACUAAUUUGUAUUGCUAGAUGAAUAAAUGAUUAUUGACA